GGUCGGGUAGUGGGGAAGGAGGCGGAGCCCGGCCUGGCAAGAUGGCGCCUUCCGCGUUGCUGAGCCCCUUUUCACGGCUGCUGGCCCCCACUAGGCUCCCAAGCAUCUCUUCAGCGCGGCCAAAGUUCUACGUGCGGGAGCCCCUACACGACAAACCUGACUGGCUGAAAGUUGGGCUGACCUUAGGCACCACCGUCUUCCUGUGGGUCUAUCUCAUCAAACAACAUAAUGAAGAUGUUUUAGAGUAUAAAAGAAGAAAUGGGUUGGAAUAAACUAUUGAAAUACCAGUACAGUAUGCUCCAUACAGUGAUUAUAGCAGUUCCUCUGGAUUCAUCAAUCUGUUGAGUUGUAAAUGUGAGAGAAAAAGUUAUAUGUUAGAAUAUGUCAAGUUAGCAUUUGUGUUUUACAUCAUUAAAUGAAAGAAAUAAAAAACUUCUACAGUCUUCAUAAUACA
This is a messenger RNA of Galeopterus variegatus (Sunda flying lemur), 454 nucleotides long. RefSeq names its product NADH dehydrogenase (ubiquinone) 1, subcomplex unknown, 1, 6kDa (gene NDUFC1). The record is from RefSeq and is a predicted model, not a curated record. The transcript is spliced from 4 exons. The coding region runs from base 42 to 272 and encodes 76 amino acids. Lineage: Eukaryota; Metazoa; Chordata; Mammalia; Dermoptera; Cynocephalidae. Gene Ontology annotation, cellular component: mitochondrion.